Messenger RNA from Nothoprocta perdicaria, 2409 nucleotides. RefSeq names its product LIM zinc-binding domain-containing Nebulette. Gene Ontology annotation, cellular component: focal adhesion. Gene Ontology annotation, molecular function: actin filament binding. Bases 168 to 989 code for a protein of 273 amino acids. The transcript is spliced from 7 exons. NCBI's taxonomy places the organism in Eukaryota, Metazoa, Chordata, Aves, Tinamiformes, Tinamidae. The record is from RefSeq and is a predicted model, not a curated record.
GCCGCCGCCCGUGACCUUCCCGCCGCGCAGCAGCCGCGGCCCACGACCCCCCUCCCGCCUCUCCGCCCCCGGCAGGGGAUGCGACAUCGGCCCGCGGGAGCCCCGCGCAGCGCCGCCCGCCGCCCCGCAGCCCCCGCCGCCGCCCGCGGCCCGCCGCGAGCCUCAGCAUGAACCCGCCGUGCGCCCGCUGUGCCAAAGUGGUCUAUCCCACCGAGAAAGUCAACUGCCUCGACAAGUACUGGCAUAAAGGAUGUUUCCACUGUGAAGUUUGCAAAAUGGCUCUGAACAUGAAUAACUACAAAGGAUAUGAAAAGAAACCUUAUUGCAAUGCRCAUUACCCAAAGCAGUCCUUCACUACAGUGGCUGACACACCAGAAAAUCUUCGCCUGAAGCAACAAAGUGAAUUGCAAAGUCAGGUAAAAUACAAGAGAGACUUUGAAGAAAGCAAAGGAAGAGGAUUCAGUAUUGUGACGGAUACGCCAGAAUUGCAAAGACUGAAAAGGACUCAGGAACAAAUCAGUAAUGUGAAAUACCAUGAAGAUUUUGAGAAGACGAAGGGCAGAGGUUUCACUCCAGUUGUAGAUGAUCCUAUAACAGAGCGGGUGCGGAAAAACACCCAAGUUGUAAGUGAUGCAGCAUAUAAAGGAGUGCAUCCACAUAUAGUUGAAAUGGAUAGAAGACCUGGAAUAAUUGUUGCCCCUGUUCUCCCUGGUGCGUAUCAGCAAAGCCAGUCCCAAGGGUAUGGAUACAUGCAUCAGACCAGUAUGUCAUCCAUGAGGUCAAUGCAUUCACAGCCUCAUUCAGCAGGUCUGAGAACAUACAGAGCUAUGUAUGACUACAGUGCUCAAGAUGAAGAUGAAGUUUCCUUCAGGGAUGGCGAUUAUAUCAUCAAUGUGCAACCAAUUGAUGAUGGCUGGAUGUAUGGUACUGUUCAGAGAACUGGGAAAACAGGAAUGCUUCCAGCAAAUUAUAUUGAGUUUGUUAACUAACUUUUGUCUCUUGUCCUUUGAGCUUUAUUCUGAUUAACUCAAAAUAUAACCUUUUAGAAAAAAAAAAAUCAAAAUAAUAUUUUAAGACCACAUGUUCUUUACUUUUUCACUGCUGUAAGUCUGCAUUUUCAUUCAGAAUCCAAUUUAGAGUCCUUUAAAGUGCAGAUAAACAGAAAAGAAAUUCAGAACUCAGCAUUGCUUACAAUAGUGCUUCCCAAAAAUAAGAGAUACAUAUAGAAGGCUAGUGCUGCUAACCCCGUGAAUGUUUUUUUCUGUAAAAUGAAAAUAUCUUUUCUCUUCUUCUCAAAGAGAUUAUUCCUCUUUAUAACAGACCUAUAAAAUUGAUUCACUUUUUAAAGCACUCUGAAAUCAAAACAGGCUAACAGUGUAAUGAGUUUGAACACUUCUUCAAACCAUAGGGGGAGUGUUUGGCUUUUGAGCAGUUAGCAUCUUAAUAAAAUGUUGAGUAAAGAAUUUGGAUUUUGAAAUAAUUACUGGUAAGGUGUUAAUAAAAAACAAAUAAAACCCAUGUUGCCCAUCAACCUUACAYGAAACAGAACUAUUUUGAGAGCAAAUAUUUCCUGAAUUUUACUUACCCACAAUUACUCCUGGAUUGCCCAUUUUCUCUUAUGCUCAACAGUGACCUCUUCUAUCAGCUUUGCUUGCAUCUCAGUCCAUCAGUUAUAUCUAUGCCAGGGUUCAUGGUUCUUCAGUAUCUUUUCCACACAAAACCCCUCACAGAGACUAUCUAGAGAAUAGAACCUACCAGGUCUUCUGUUUCCUUUUAAUAAUACUUGGCAUUUAAACAGAAACUUCCAGUAGGGCAAUGAACAAUCAAUACUUCAUGUUACUUUAUCUCCAUGUGUAGUGCUGUAAAUAGCCUGUGUGAGGCCCCAGUGCUGUGUGGUUGCACAGAGCGUGCAGUCACGUCCCUCACUCCUGCCACAAGCUCCUUGCUUCCCGGCUGCUGAGCUGAUGUGCCUACCCUGCUGCAGAAAUCCUUGCCCUUCAUUGCAGAGUGGUGAAGAGCUCUGGUUCUUGUAGUGCGUUUCAGUGCAAUGGCCUGUCACUCAGUUUCCUCCAGAUCACCUGGUGAUCCAGCUGUGGGUUGUAUGCUUACCAAAUGAUUAACAAAGGAUAGGUAUUAUGUUUUAAUUUUUAACUUGGUUUAUUCUUUCCCUUAACCGAUCUGAAAGUCAAAAUUUACCAAGCAGGAUUCAAAGCUGCUGUGUUCUGUCAGACUUCAGUUUAGACCUUCAGGGACAACAGUAGAAUUCUAAAGCCAUUGCGUGUCCUCUGCUGAGAGACCUUUUCCUCUUCCCCUGUGGCCCAUCAGCUUAUGCUCAAGACUGAGGGAUUCAGGCUGCAGUCUGAAAGGCCGAGCAGAGGAUCAAAUAAUUGGUGAUAUAAUGAUAUAAGA